This is a messenger RNA of Octodon degus (degu), 816 nucleotides long. RefSeq names its product PRAME family member 20-like. The record is from RefSeq and is a predicted model, not a curated record. Gene Ontology annotation, cellular component: cytoplasm. NCBI's taxonomy places the organism in Eukaryota, Metazoa, Chordata, Mammalia, Rodentia, Octodontidae. The transcript has 3 exons. Bases 1 to 816 code for a protein of 271 amino acids.
AUGAGCACGCACACACCACCACCUCUGUAUGAGCAGACCAAGCAAAGUCUGCUGAAGAAUUGGAUGACAUCCAGCAUUGCUCUGCAGAGUCUACCCACCCAGAUCUUCAAGGAUUUAUUCAUGGAUGCCUUCAUGGGGGAGCACCAUGAGGCACUGAAAGAGAUGAUGCUGGCCUGGCCACUCCCCUGUCUCCCUUUGGGGUCCCUGCUAGAAAUGUGGAAACCACAACCUGACCUGCAAAAAUUCCAGAUGGAGGAGAGAAAGGUACAGGCACUUAAAUUUGUUCUGGAUGUGCUGGAUAUGCUGCUGACCCAGAAGAUUUGCCCCAGCACAAGGAAACUGAAGGUGCUGGAUUUGAGGGACGAGCACAGCAUCUUCUGGAGAGUGAGGCCCAGGGCCAUGGCCCAUGCCUCUGCACCAGACUACACAUGUAUAUUCCACUUCCUGGAGGACCCUCUAGUGACCAGGCCACCGCAGCUCCUGAACGUGAUGUUAGACCUCUGUGUGAGAGGGACUCUAGACAAAUUCCAAACCUGUCUUCUUGAGUGGGCCCAGCCAAGAAGACAUUUGAUUCGCCUGUGUUGUAGAAGGAUGAAUAUCUAUGGGAUGCCCUUUAAUGCCUUCCUGGAUGUCCUCAACAUGCUGGAGCUGAACUGUGUUCAGGAAGUCAAAGUGUGCCGUCUUUGGGGUGUGAAAAAUAUGGCAUCAUUUUCUCCUUUUCUGGGUCAGAUGAGAAAUCUUCAAAAACUUACUAUCUCUCCAUUGUAUAAAAAUACUGCAUCUUUUACCCAUUCCUCAUAUGCCACUAAGGCAUGA